Molecule: messenger RNA, 698 nt
Organism: Euleptes europaea (tarantolino)
Lineage: Eukaryota; Metazoa; Chordata; Lepidosauria; Squamata; Sphaerodactylidae
Gene: GCSH
Product: glycine cleavage system protein H
Exons: 5
Coding region: 1-531 (176 amino acids)
Biological process (GO): protein lipoylation; glycine decarboxylation via glycine cleavage system
Cellular component (GO): cytoplasm; glycine cleavage complex; mitochondrion
Source: RefSeq, a predicted model, not a curated record
AUGACAGUGGCGGCAGUGGCGGCGGGGGCGUCGUGGCGAGCGCUGCGGCGGGCGGGCCUGGGCGGGCCUCCCCGCGCCUUCCUGGCGCCUUGGCCCCGCUGCCGGGCCGCCCCGGCCGGGAGGAGGCUGGCCACCAGCGCCGCGGGGCUGCUCGCCGCUCGUAGAUUCACAGACAAGCAUGAAUGGAUAGCCGUUGAGGACAGUAUUGGGACCGUAGGAAUCAGCAAUUUUGCACAGGAGGCGUUAGGAGAUGUUGUCUAUUGUAGUCUUCCAGAAAUUGGAACAAAGUUGAACAAACAGGAUGAGUUUGGUGUUUUGGAAAGCGUGAAGGCUGCUAGCGAACUUUAUUCCCCUCUCACAGGAGAAGUAACAGAAAUUAACACCGCCCUUGCGGAUAAUCCAGGACUCGUCAACAAAUCUUGUUAUCAAGACGGUUGGCUUAUCAAGAUGACUCUGGACAACCCUUCAGAACUUGACGAACUAAUGACUGAAGAUGCAUAUGAGAAAUACAUAAAAUCAAUGGAGGAAUGACCUGAGGGUUAAAAUAAACCAGUAGGAGCCACUUACUUCAGUUUAGAUUGUCCUAAAUUAGCAGUGUACAGAAGGGUCCGGCUGCGAGCAGCUUGUGGAGGAGAUUCUCAAGGAAAAUGUGCUGCCUUUGAAUCAAGUUUAUGCUGAUUUUUUGAACUGGCCAGAAG